AGCAGCCAUUGCAUGAUUUCUAAAUCUAGAUCUGGCCUAGUAUACAAAGGAAGACAUGUCUUGCUUUAAUGAUGAUGAGUGUUGUGACAUCAAGUUAUUAAAAGUGAAAUACCCAUUUAGAUGUACAAAUGUCAUUUUCCUGUCUUGAGGCUAUGAUUAUGCAUUUGUGCUGUAGUUUUUUCUUUCAAUUCCAACAAGUUUUGAAAUUAUGUUUUUUUUUUUUGAGAUAAUCUUUAAGGAAUCUAAUUGAUCGUCCAUAUCUUAUUAGGGAGGAUUGUUGCUAUGAUUCCUGUAUAUUUGGUUUGCAUGGCAUUUCUAUAUUGGAAGAUUUAGUGAUAGCUAUAGCAGAUGGGGUUGCAAGUGUAUAUCUGGAGUUUAUUUCUGUUGAUAGUGAUGUAUCGAGUAAAACCAAUAGCUUGGACAUGUCAUUAUGUGCUUUGUCCACCAGAGAACUCCAAAAAUUACGUAAUGAGGUGGCUUUGAACCAAUGGUUGUACCAUAACAUGGAUACGGUUGUGUCAAUGUAUGAGGAUCGAUUUGAUUUGUGCACACUUGGGAGUCAGCGCAUUGAUCUGCCAAAUAUUAGUCAGACUGAAACACAAAGUUGGUGGAGGAGGCUUAGCCAGCUAAAUUCAAAAACUGUGUCCCCUGAAUUACAGUACUUGGUGAUAAAUCAUUUUUCAAUGCCAGUAAAGCGGACUAAGGAAUUAAGAGCCUUGGCAGGAUGGCGAUAUUAUUUCAGCUUGUUCCUGGAGUUAUCUGACAUAUCAAUGCCUCUGAUUAGAGCAGUUAUUGACAAAAUGAGUUCUGCAAUCUCACUCUUUUUGGUUACUUUGAUAGGGAGGUCUCUAGGACUUAUUUAUACAGGCAUUAGGCAGUCCCUCAGAUGGAAAUGAGAGAUUACAAACAGGUGCAGUUUUGUGUGGUUCGGUAUAUUUCUUAUAAUCAUUAUAUUUGGCUUUCAUACACGAUGGGAUUAGCGAUAAAUUUUUGUAUAAAUUUUUGUAAAUUAAAAAUUUGCGUCUUUCUUUCUUGUUCAAGUGAGCCUUCCCUAGUUUAUAUGUUUUAUACAUCGGAAGGCUUUCUUUUUUUUGGACUUAUCUGAAGGCUUUUUUUAAUGGCCGUUAAUACAUAUACUGGUAUACCAUGGGUAGCUUCGGGAUCC
Molecule: messenger RNA, 1165 nt
Organism: Arachis ipaensis
Lineage: Eukaryota; Viridiplantae; Streptophyta; Magnoliopsida; Fabales; Fabaceae
Source: RefSeq, a predicted model, not a curated record